CCCCCCUUCAUAAGAGCCAGGCCUGCGUCCACCGCGCCACAGCCGCUCUGCGGAGGUCGCACCCGCUGAGCUCCUCCUGCGCGCAGCUGGCGAUCGGGGCCAUGCAGUCCGCCGUGCUCCUCAGCCUCCUGGGCGCUGCAGCUCUGGCCGCUGUCGGCUCAGCUCCAGUGGAUAACAGGGAUCGCAACGAAGAAAUGGUGACUCGCUGCAUUAUUGAAGUCCUCUCAAGUGCCCUGUCCAAGUCCAGUGUUCCAACUGUCACCCCUGAGUGCCGGCAAGUCCUAAAGAAGAGUGGGAAAGAGGUCAAAGGUGAAGAAAAAGGUGAAAAUGAGAACACAAAGUUUGAAGUACGAUUGCUAAGAGACCCAGCUGAUGCCUCCAUAGCCCACUGGUCUCCCAGCAGGGAGGAAACAGGAGCUCCAGUAGAAGACCCUCAAGGCCAGACAAAGGUAGACAAUGAGAAGCGGACAGAAGGAGGAGAACACAGCCGAGAGGGAGUGGACAAACCCCAGGAGAGCCUCCAUCCUUCCAACCAACAAGUGUCCAAAGAAGCAAAGAUACGCCAUUCGGAAGAGAGUGAGGGAGAGGAAAGGGAGGAAGAAGGCGGCAAGAAUUACCCAAAAGGGGAGCACAGGGAAGAUGCUGGCGAAGAGAAACACCUUGAAGCUCUGGGAGAGAAACAGAGCACCUUCUCCAACAAAAGAAGCGACACCGUGGCUCAGAAAAAAGAGGAGUCCGUGGCCAAAGCAGAUGCACACUCGAUGGGGCCCUACGAGAAGACACACAGCAGGGAACAAGGCAGCCGGGAGAGUGGAGAGGAGGCACGGAGGCAGGAGAAACAACCCCAGGAGCUUAGCAACCACGACCAGAGCGAAGAAGAAUCCGAGGAAGAUGAGGAGGACACGGCCUCUGAACUAGCCAAACGGCGGCCCAGGCACCACCACGGAAGAAGCCGCCCCAAGUCCCCUCAAGAAGGGCAUCCUGUAUUGGAGGGAAGGAGACGUGCCCCUGAGGAGGAGUCGGAGGAGGCAGAUGUGGCCACAGCCAGUUUAGGGGAAAAGAGGGGCCACCAUCCAACCCACUACAGGGCGUCAGAGGAAGAACCCGAAUAUGGGGAAGAAAUGAGAAGCUAUCCAGGGUUCCAGGCUCCCGAGCGCCUUCACGGACCACAGUAUGGGGGCAGGGGAAGUGAUGAGGACAGCGCUCCAAGGCCUGAGAGUAAGGAGAGCCAGGAAAAGGAGUACAAGAGAAGCCACUCCAACUCUGAACUUGAAAGCAUGGCCAACAGACACAGUGAAGAAACUGAGGAAGAGAGGGUCUAUGAGGGGGCAAAGGGACACCAACACAGAGGCAGGGGAGGUGAGCCAGGUGCCUAUUCUGGUCUUGACACCAGAGAAGAGAAAAGGCUCCUGGGUAAAGGACAUUACCCUGUUCAAGAAGGCCGGAUAGAUACGGCAAAAAGGUAUCCACAAAGCAAAUGGCAAGAACAGGAGAAAAACUACCUCAACUAUGACGAGGAAGGGGACCAAGGCAAAUGGUGGCAACAGGAAGAGCUGCUAGACCCAGAAGGAGGCAGGGAGGAAGUGAGGUUUCCCGACAGGCAGUAUGCACCCUAUCCCGCCACUGAAAAGAGGAAGAGGUUAGGGAUGCUCUUCAACCCCUACUUUGGCCCUCUCCAGUGGAAGCACAGCGAUUUUGAGAAAAGAGACAACCCAGACGACAAUUUUCUUGAGGGUGAAGGUGAAGAUGGAAAUGGGUUGACCUUGACUGAGAAGAAUUUCUUCCCAGAGUACAACUAUGACUGGUUGGAGAAAAGGCCCUUCUCAGAGGAUGUGAAUUGGGGAUAUGAGAAGAGAAGCUUUGCCAGGGCCCCUCAUCUGGACUUGAAAAGGCAGUAUGAUGGAGUGGCUGAGCUGGACCAGCUCCUUCACUACCGGAAGAAGUCGGCUGAAUUUCCUGACUUCUAUGACUCAGAGGAGCAGACGGGGCCUCACCAGGAGGCAGAAGCUGAAAAGGGCGGGUCUGAUCAGGGAGUUCUGACCGAGGAAGAGAAAAAGGAACUGGAGAACUUGGCUGCCAUGGAUCUGGAGCUGCAGAAGAUAGCGGAAAAGGUCAGCCAGCGGGGCUGACCGUCGGAGAGGCAGGCGUUCACUGAACAACGCCAUUGACGCAUCCAAAGGCAGAAAGCAGAAUUUCCUAUCUAUUAAAUGUUUGAUGCAGUUGGAAACACCAUUUAUCUUUGCCAGAAUGCUAAUGCUAUGUGACUAGAGUGACUUGUAGCAUAUUCUUCCUGCAAAAUAGACGUUCACAUGCCUGUGACAAUGACCAUGUUACUGUCUUUGAAACAUAAACAAUAAAAGAUUUACCUGAAACUAAA
This is a messenger RNA of Peromyscus californicus insignis, 2377 nucleotides long. It is a transcript of the gene Chgb, whose product is annotated as chromogranin B. The transcript has 5 exons. Gene Ontology annotation, cellular component: secretory granule. The record is from RefSeq and is a predicted model, not a curated record. NCBI's taxonomy places the organism in Eukaryota, Metazoa, Chordata, Mammalia, Rodentia, Cricetidae. The coding region runs from base 102 to 2129 and encodes 675 amino acids.